AUGUGCCGCGUGGGCGCGCUGCUGCUGCUGGCGGCGCUGGUGGCGUGUGAGGGCGCCGCGGGCCAGGGCCCGGACGCGGGCGAGCAGCGGGCCCCGGCCGACGCCGCCGCCUUCCUGCGCAUGCGCGCUGCUGGCGGCGACGGCGACGGCAAGGAUGCGCUGCUGGAGAAGCGCGCGCCGCUGCUCGGCUUCCACGGCGUGCGCGGCAAGAAGGACGACCUGGACGAGCUGGACAAGCGCGCCCCCUCGCUCGGCUUCCACGGCGUGCGCGGCAAGAAGGACGACGCCGACGAUGACGACGGCUUCGACAAGAGAGCGCCCAUGCGCGGCUUCCAGGGUGUCCGCGGCAAGAAAGACGAGGCAGACGCGGAGGACGCAGAGCUGGGAGACGGCGCCGACUACCUGCAGCUGGCGGGCCUGCCCUACAGGGAGGACUACGACGCCAACGCCGACGGCGACGCCGACGCCGACGAGCUGCAGCUGGACGACCCUUGGCUGCGCGAUGAGAAGCGCGCCCUCAAGGGCUUCUUCGGCACGCGAGGCAAGAAGGCCCCACAGGCCGGCUUCUACGGCGUGCGCGGCAAGAAAGGGCCCUCGGGAUUCUACGGCGUGCGAGGCAAGAAGGCCCCCCUCUCCGGCUUCUACGGCGUGCGCGGCAAGAAGGCGCCCUCGCUCGGAUUCCACGGAGUACGAGGCAAGAAAGACGACGGGGCUUCCCCUCCUGACCUGGACUCUCUGCUGUACUACCUGAACGAGGCCAGCGAGGCAACUCGCCAGAAGAGGGGCAACACCAAGAAGGCGCCCGUCGGCUUCUACGGCACCCGCGGCAAGAAGUCCUGGGCUCCGGACGGUGGAGCGGCAUCCUCGAGCGAUUCCAUCGCCUCAUCUCUCAUCAAUAGUCAAUAGGAAGUUCUCACAGCAAUGAUGAAUCACUUAGUGCCAUCCACAAUGUCACAAGUCCUCCAGACAUCCUCAGAAACCAACGUUAACUAGUGCAUGAAACCAUACAGUAAUAAAGAAGAUAACUUUAAUGCUUCUAUCCAGUGGCCUGUUGUAGAUUAGUGAUUUGUCAUUGAGAGAUAAGUAUUACAAGAUUAUGUAGGCUGCCGUGUCCUGUAGUGUCAUAUUUUGUACUGACGCUAAGUCUGAUAUUGGCCACGUCUCUCUUCUUUUUUUAGGUGUGGACAUUUCGUCAAAAAAUAUUUAUUUUAUUUCAUCUACGAUACAUGUUCCCUAAGAAAAUCUUGAGUUACGCUUGUAGAUUCUGUACAAAGAAUGAAAUCGCACCAUUACAAUAAAAAUUCUUAAAACUAUACAGAAGUAGAUACUUUUGGCGUCCAUAAACGUUUUAACUACUCAUUCAAUUACAGUACUUUAUAUAGUCUCUAGUUUUUAAAUUUGUAUUUGUCUAAGACUUUGCUGCGGCCUCGUUUUAUAUGUAAUAUUAUAUAGAAAUUAUUGUAUUCUUAAGCGUUCUCCCUGGUCCCUGUAUAAUUUUUCAGAGCGAUUACAACGCCUCAAGCUCAAAAUAUUUUUGGCCAUAUAUUAUGCUGUUAUGAAUAAGUUCAUAAUAAAGGAAGCGUUAUCUGGAUUAGAUGUGGUGGUGAAUGGUGCGUAAAUAUAAGAUUAUUACGUUAUAUUGUUGCUUUCGUAGUUAUCAUUUUUGUUGGCAUAUCUGGAAAAUACGAAUGAAAAACUAUUUUAAAAUGUAAAAUUACACUACAUAUCAAUAAAAGGGCAAUACAAAUGAUAA
Schistocerca americana (American grasshopper) is the source of this 1753-nucleotide messenger RNA. RefSeq names its product tachykinins. The record is from RefSeq and is a predicted model, not a curated record. Bases 1 to 906 code for a protein of 301 amino acids. Lineage: Eukaryota; Metazoa; Arthropoda; Insecta; Orthoptera; Acrididae. The transcript has 4 exons.